AUGUCUUUUAUAAAAAAAAUCAAAUCUCAAUAUGAAAUGUGGAAAAUCAACAAGUACACCAGACGUCGACCUACCGUGGCAUCAAACUUUGCUCAAAAAGACACAGAAUUUUAUCGGCAACAUUAUGUAGAUGGCGUGUAUUUGAGUACGGGGCCUACUGUUGAAGUUAUUAAUGAUAAUAAAGCGAAUGAUGGAAGCUUUUGA
Molecule: messenger RNA, 204 nt
Organism: Ambispora gerdemannii
Lineage: Eukaryota; Fungi; Glomeromycota; Glomeromycetes; Archaeosporales; Ambisporaceae
Source: the annotation of a GenBank genome assembly